Molecule: messenger RNA, 1632 nt
Organism: Tetrahymena thermophila SB210
Lineage: Eukaryota; Ciliophora; Oligohymenophorea; Hymenostomatida; Tetrahymenidae
Product: MFS transporter
Exons: 1
Biological process (GO): transmembrane transport
Cellular component (GO): membrane
Molecular function (GO): transmembrane transporter activity
Source: RefSeq, a predicted model, not a curated record
AUGAGCCAAAGUAAUAAUAUUGAUGAAAAAAAUGAAAAUGAUUUAGAAAAAAGAAGUUUAGAUGAAAAUUUGGAUAUGGAUUAAUGCUUAGAAUAUGUGAAUCCUAAGGGAAAGUAUUAAUAUAUAUUAUUCUUGAUCCUGCUUGGUUAGGGUAUAAUUGGAUCCUUUAUAUUUGUUGGAGGUCCUUAUUUUUUUGAAGAUCCUAUUUUUAUUUGCUAAGAUGGAUCUAAGUGCAAAUAAGUAGACGCUUGCAAAUAAAAAAACUUUCAAAUUUUAGAGAGCAGCAAUAAUACUUUUACUAAAUAGUUUGAACUAUAUUGUGACAGGUAGUAUCUAAAAAACUUAAGUCUUAGCUUUAUUUUUAUAGGCUCUCUUUUUGGGACAUUCUUUUUUAGUUUUUUAAGUGAUCUUAAGGGAAGAAGGCUGCCUAUGAUAAUUUCUUGGGCCUUUAGUUUAAUGGGAAUAGGAAUUUUAGCUUUUUCGCAAAAUGUAGCUAUGAUAUUUAUUGGUCAAUUUUUUGGAGGAUUUGGAAUUUAUCCUGCUAGUACACUAGCCUUUAUCAUUUUGAGUGAAUAAUCCAUAGGUAAAUUUAGAAAGGUAACAACAGGAUUUCUAUUAUUAGGUUUUACAAUCAGUGAAGGAAUACUUAAUUUACUUGGGUAUCUUUUUAAUAACAAUUGGCAAAUUUUAAUUAGAUAUUGGUUCUUCAUACCAAUGAUACUUUUAUAAUCUACUAUGUUUUAUAUUAUAGAAAGUCCUAGAUUUUAUCUUAAUAAAGACAAACACAAGGUUGUUAGUUGUUUAAACAAAAUUGCAGUUAGGAAUGCUAAAAACUCUUACUAUUCUCAAUAAAAGCUAACUAAAGAACAAAUCGAUUUCAAUAAGUAUUCUUUAGUUAAAAAGAAAGGAACUUAUUCCUACUUUACUCUAUUUAAAUAUAAAUCAACAAAAUGGGUCACUAUCGCUUGUUCGAUCUAGAAAUUUUUAAUGAUAUUUGUAAAUUACGGCGCUUAGUUUUCUGUUUCUGACUUUGGAUUUAGCAUUUAUAUUAAUGCAACAAUUGGAUUUUCAGCAGAACUAUUAUCUUAUGCGUUCCUAGUUAAAGUUUUAAAUUAAUUCAAAAGAAAACCGUCUGCUUUAUUUUUUUAAAUUUUGAGUAGUUUAUUUUGCCUGUUAUUUAUAGCUUUUCCAAUUCCUGACUCAUGUGUAGAUAGCAAUUGCUAUCAAAAAUUUAUGCAAAUAAUCCUUUAUUUUCUUUCUAGAAUCUCAAUAACAGCUUACUUCGUUAUUAUAAGUGCUUAUUUUCCUGAGCUAUACCCAACCUCUGUAAGAAGUUUAGGUUUAGGAUUCAUAAGGGCAACAGGAAUCUCAGGGAGUAUCCUCUCUUCAUUUGCAAUCAGUUGGAGUAAAGACUUAGGGAUCUCCCCUCUAGUUUCUUUUGGCAUAAUUGGAAGCUUGGGGAUAAUAUUUGGAUUUUAUCUACCUGAAACUUAAAAUCUUCCAUUGAAAGAUGAAAUUAGUGAAAUUAAGUAUUACAAAGACUCUAUAUUAGAUAUAGAUGAGAAAUAAAAUGUUUCAAAAGAAAGUCACAUUUUUAACAACUACAAAAAUGGUGAUGAUUAAGAUGAUUGA